AUGACCUCUCUCUUUGGAACAAAGCCUGCUGUCUCAAGCUCAUUUGGCUCCUCUUCUCCAAAGCUGGUUCUGUUUGGGUUGCUUGGUUCUCGAGAAGAAGUUCUACAAGGUGAUCUGAGUAACUUAUGGACAGUAGCUCCCCACAGGCGCUUCUCCUGGCAAGUUUACAAAUUGCUCAAGCUCAGUCCCCUUGUCUACAAUUGGAUCAAACUCAGAGUAGGAAAUGGACUAACCUGUCGUUUUUGGACGGAUAAUUGGUCUCCUUAUGGCAACCUGAGAGACUUUCUCCAGUUAAGAACCAACUCAUCACUGGGGAUUCAAGACAUGGCAACUCUUGCAUCGCUUCACUCCAACAGUACUUGGCUUCUCCCUCCUGCUCGAUCGGAUAGACAGGUUGAGGUUCAAGCUCUGCUCACUACAAUCCAUCUUACAAAUGAGGACGACUUUUACGAAUGGGAAAUUGAAGGGAGGGUUCAUCAGAACUACUCGAUUGGAAUGGUUUACGCUAACCUGCGUGUCCAAGGCCCAGCGGUAACUUGGUGUAACAUUGUCUGGAACAAAGGAGGAAUUCCUAGACAUAAUUUCCUCACUUGGCUCUUUGUGCUCAACCGCUGCCCAACCAGGGACAGAAUAAUCAGUUGGGGCCUCCAAACUUCACCGCUUUGCCUUCUUUGUAACACUGCCCCUGAAAGCCGGAAUCACCUCUUCUUCGAAUGUCCCUACACUUGGAACAUCUGGAGUGUGAUGGCGUUACGUUGUGGGAUAACGCCAGAGCGUAACUUGAGCAGAACCCUUGAACAACUUCAUGCAAUGAGCAGCAGAUCGCCUAAGGGAAUAUUAACACUACUCUGUUGGCAAGGAUGUAUCUACUGGUCCUGGUCUGAACGGAAUGGUCGACUACAUCGAAACAUCUUCCGAUCACCAGAAUCAAUGUCUCGGUUCCUCGACAGGCAGAUCCGUGAUCGUAUUCUAUCAUUCCGAGAGCAAAACCCUAGGGCAUCUUCUACAAUGAUGCAGCAAUGGCUGAGUUGA
Messenger RNA from Brassica oleracea var. oleracea, 1032 nucleotides. RefSeq lists its product as uncharacterized. NCBI's taxonomy places the organism in Eukaryota, Viridiplantae, Streptophyta, Magnoliopsida, Brassicales, Brassicaceae. The record is from RefSeq and is a predicted model, not a curated record. The transcript has a single exon. Bases 1 to 1032 code for a protein of 343 amino acids.